UGGUGUUUAUCUAUAUACUAAGAGUGCCAUAAGCAGCAUUAGGAGCCACUGCAAUCUCCUUGUCUUGUCCAGUGAUAGGCCUCAGCUCCACAUGUUCAUACAUGUGGUCUCCACCAUCAGUGACUGAGGGAGGUGGUGGUGGUAGUUGGGUGUUCUCAUACAGUGGAGCAGUUGUCACAGGAACUGGUGGUCCGGGGUCUGUGCAGUGGAAUCAGAGGAGAAAGAACAGGAAAGACAUAUUCCUGGUUCUAACAGCUCACUAAUAACUUCGACAGCUGCUUCAAUGAUCAUGAAGAAUGCUGGAAGAAUGAAAUGUUUGUGUUAAUGUUGAGUAAUGCAUGGUAUCCGGUUUAUUAGCGAG
Geodia barretti is the source of this 361-nucleotide messenger RNA. NCBI's taxonomy places the organism in Eukaryota, Metazoa, Porifera, Demospongiae, Tetractinellida, Geodiidae. The record is from the annotation of a GenBank genome assembly.